AUGGAAGCUUCGCUUGAGGGAAAGGCGACUGUAACCACCCUUAGACAAACCGUCACGGUCGUAAUCCGCAACGUAGACGAGGUGGCAACGCGUGAGGAGAUCCGCGAUGCACUCGAGGAGCAACAGCGCGUCAACAUCAGCGCGUCGGCGGUUCGUUUGGGAGCGGUACACCGGGGUCUUCGCAAGGCGUUUAUCCGGGUGGCAGCAACCGAGGCGACCACCUUACUAGAGAAAAGGCUGCGUAUCGGAUGGACUUCCUGCACGAUAGCAGAGGACACCGAGCCCAAGAAGUGUUUUAGAUGCUUCUACAGUGGACACAUCCAACGUCACUGCGAAGGACCGGACCGGUCGGGUCUUUGCAUGAUCUGUGGCAACGAGGGUCACAAAGCAGCCCAGUGCUCGAGCGAGCGUCGCUGCUUGGAUUGCGGGGCCGAGUCGGGAUCGGAUCAUGUUACCGGCCACGUUCGAUGCCCUAAGCGCUCCAGUUUCAACAAAAAACGAGUAUGA
Messenger RNA from Anopheles coustani, 507 nucleotides. RefSeq lists its product as uncharacterized. The transcript has a single exon. Gene Ontology annotation, molecular function: nucleic acid binding; zinc ion binding. Bases 1 to 507 code for a protein of 168 amino acids. NCBI's taxonomy places the organism in Eukaryota, Metazoa, Arthropoda, Insecta, Diptera, Culicidae. The record is from RefSeq and is a predicted model, not a curated record.